AUGGUGCUUGAAACUGAAGCAACUGAUAAGGCUAUAAAACCGUAUAUAAAUAAAAAUGUUGACAUAAACAAUUUCGUGGAAGCAACAUAUGAAACUGAAGAACUUAGCGAUUUCGGUGUGAACAUUAAAAUUGACAAAGAUGAUGUUGAUGAUGAAAGGAUACUGGGAAAGGUUUUUGAUACACCUGAUGAUGCCUAUACAUUUUAUAAUGAUUAUUCAUUUUUGCAUGGCUUUGGUAUACGUAGAGAUGACACAAUUAAAAAUCCUAAUACAAAUGAGCCCUUUCGGAAGAUAUAUGUAUGCAACAAAGAAGGUUUCAAACGGAUGGACAAAAAUGAUUCAAGUGAAAAUGAGAAAAAACGUCAUAGAGAUGUUAGAACUGGAUGUCAAGCUAUGCUUCGAAUAACAAGACAAGAAGAUGGAAAAUGGUAG
Lactuca sativa (garden lettuce) is the source of this 432-nucleotide messenger RNA. NCBI's taxonomy places the organism in Eukaryota, Viridiplantae, Streptophyta, Magnoliopsida, Asterales, Asteraceae. The record is from RefSeq and is a predicted model, not a curated record.